AUUAGGCACAGGAAACACCAAACUCCCCCAUUCGCUUCAAUGGCGUUCUCUCUUUCUUGCUCCUUCAACGUUUCCAUCACUCGCGACUCAUCUCCCACUCUCUUCCCAACCCUUUCUUCCAUUCCUUCCUUCCAUCGCGCCACGUCACAGCACUCAACAACUUCCCCAAUCACGUGCUUCUCAAAGAAACACCACCACCACCACCACAACCACAUCACGAAGGAACUCAUAUACCAGCAUGACACGUCAGCACCAACGAUUGGUGAGAGGAUAAUGAACCAGCUAUUCAAAAGCGCGAUUCCUAUCAUAGUUUGUUCAGUUCAGAUUACACUUUUGUUACCGUUUUCGGAUUCGUUGUCGUAUGUGUCUCCUGCUGCGAAGGCUGUUCUGUAUUCGCCAGAUACUAAGGUUCCCAGAACAGGUGAAGUUGCUCUCAGGAAAGCCAUUCCUGCAAACGCUAACAUGAAGGCUAUUCAGGACACUCUCGAAGAUAUUUCGUACCUGUUGAGGAUUCCGCAGAGGAAACCUUAUGGAACAAUGGAGGGGAAUGUGAAGAAAGCUUUGAAGAUAGCGGUUGAUGAGAAGGAUUCUAUAUUGGCUAGUAUACCAGCGGAACUGAAGGAAAGGGGUACUAUGGUACAUGCAACUCUAAUAGAUGGGAAGGGGGGUUUGCAAGCUCUCCUUCAAUCUAUAAAGGAGCAGGAUGCAGAUAAAGUGUCAAUGAACCUUGCAUCUACACUGGAUACUGUAGCAGAGGUAGAGUUAUUACAGGCACCGGGAUUAUCUUUUCUGUUGCCGAAGCAAUACAUGCAAUAUCCACGGCUUUCAGGGAGAGGGACUGUUGAGUUUACCAUUGAGAAAGGAGAUGGUUCUACAUUUUCUCCAGUUGGGGGAGAACAGAGAAAUACGGCCACCAUCCAGGUAUAA
Molecule: messenger RNA, 927 nt
Organism: Gastrolobium bilobum
Lineage: Eukaryota; Viridiplantae; Streptophyta; Magnoliopsida; Fabales; Fabaceae
Product: peptidyl-prolyl cis-trans isomerase CYP37, chloroplastic-like
Exons: 7
Coding region: 40-927 (295 amino acids)
Source: RefSeq, a predicted model, not a curated record